CUUUCCAUAUGCCGACCGUAUACUCCAUGGGAAAUAUCCCGUACCACCACGCCGGCCGUUGAGGCUUUUUUCAUCGCCAUCACUGAAAACAGCAGACAUUUCGUAUCCAGAGAUGUCCGGUCAGGGAGCUACCCUCUUCCUUGUGGUCUUUGCGCUUUUCGGCGGGAUUUCAAAUAGCGUUCUGGCGCAGGGAGACGAGGAGGCUGCAAACGGCAGAGAAGAGGCGGCAGAAACACAGCCCGUCAAACUCACCGCGCUGUUCAAGGGAUAUGACCCGCUCAUCCGCCCAAACUUCCAUGGCAAACCCGUUGCCGUACAGAUGAGUAUGACCAUCGCCAGUAUUGACCAGGUGUCGGAGGUAGACAUGGACUACACAGUGACCGUUCUGAUGCGUCAGUACUGGAAUGACCCGCGCCUGAAGUUCCCUGGGAACAGGAGCAUGAGUCUGGAUCCCAGGCUGGUGAAGAAGCUGUGGGUCCCUGACACGUUCCUGGAGAACUCCAAGUCCUCCUACCUGCACGCCGUCACCGUGGACAACGCGCUCAUCCGCCUGUUUCCGGACGGCUCCAUCCUCUACGGGAUGAGAAUAACUGCCAAAAUGGAAUGUGAGAUGGACCUGAGAAAGUAUCCAAUGGACGAGCAAAGCUGCCCCUUCAUCUUGGAGAGCUAUGGCUAUACCACGGAGGAUAUGACGUAUGAAUGGCGGGAAGGAGACAAGUCUAUAUCCGGUUUGAAGGACAUCCGCUUGUCUCAGUUCACCAUCUACGACUACAAGGCCUUGCAGGGAUAUGGGGACUAUGAAACCGGCAAAUAUCCCCAGCUAGUCGUGCAGUUCACCAUUCGCCGCAACGUGUUCUUCUUUCUUCUCCAAUCAUACCUGCCCUCCAUGCUCCUCGUUGUUCUGUCCUGGGUUUCCUUUUACAUCGAUACAAAUUCAGCUCCUGCACGGGUCUCUCUAAGUAAGAAAACUGUCUUUCUGCAAGAGUCUUCCCCCAUGCGUACUGGACGGAGACCUCACUCAAUUGUUUCCUCUUCGGACAGUCAAAAGUCUGUUCGUCACGUCUUGAAAGGGGCACAAAUGCAUCUAUCAAUAUUUUAUCAAAUACGCCUCUACCCACGUCCAGUUCGUACGGGUAGAAUCUCUUCCUUUCUCUCUGUCUGCACACUAACAUACACUUCCACCCUCUGUCCUGUCGGCAUUCCUUCCCAAGGCCGCUAUCCACAACUUGCCCUGCACAUCCAUAUGCAACGCAAUGUGGUGUUCUUCAUGCUACAAACCUACCUGCCGUGCAUACUGAUAGUCAUUCUGUCUUGGGUGUCCUUCUUCAUUGAUAAGGACUCGACGCCGGCUAGAGUCGCUCUAGGUGUCACCACUGUUCUCACCAUGACAACGUUGGUCUCGGGAACGAGAGCUCAACUGCCUAAGAUCUCGUACAUCAAGGCCAUUGACGUGUACCUGGUGGUCUGUUUUGUGUUCGUGUUCGCCGCUCUGCUGGAGUACGCAGCCGUCAACUACCAGUCCAGAUACUACAAGACACCCAGGAAGUCAAGAAAGUCCAAAAAGGCCGAGAUUGAGGAAAUCCAGCUCGAAGAGAAGAAAGCUCCCCUUGCAGUCCCAGAGAACGACGGAAGUGCAGCUAGAAAUGGGACCACUAGGAGGCGCUUCCCCAGCCCAAAGGUUCUGACCAGCUUCAGAAGUGGACGGAAGAUCAUAGAAGACGUGAACGACAUCGAUAAGUUUUCCCGCGUCCUGUUUCCAGUUACAUUUGCUGUCUUCAACGCCAUAUACUGGAUUGUCUACACAGUAUAAAGAUAUUGUACUCUCAAGUUCAGUCCUGUAAGUCGUAUUUGUAAUAUGCUAUCUUGCAAAUGUCAGUGUAUGGCUUAGUUGUUUAGAGCAUUGAUCUUAAUUUGUAAAAUUUGUAAAAAAUACUUUCCUAUGACAAAAAGUCUUCAUUAACGGCUGGAAUCUCUAGGAUCAGAAAUGUCGAUGCACUAACUAGUAGUGUGCAUUAUUUCUGAAGUCCAAUCUUUAUUGUACAGUGAGGCAUGAAACGUAAGACGUAGUGUGACGGACAGCGCGCACAACAGCGAUCUCCUGAUCAAGGAUCGACUGCGGCGUGAUAUGUGAUUUUUCAGUUGUCAUUAGGAUCAAUGGGGUGAUCGUGUGUGCGUUUUGGCAUAGGAAUGGUUAGAGUUAACUUGUGGAAUAAACUAAGUAGUGCGAACCGUCGGAAGAGACAUGCAUAUAGAAGUUGACAUAAAAUGCAGGACCACAUCAUGAAAGUGCACGACGACGUUGUCAUUAAAAAUCACCGACAUUAAUUGAGUCGAAACGUCCAUCCUCUAUGAUCGUUUGCCUUCCGUCCUGUAAUGCUGAAGAUAUUUAGCUUAUCGAAUUGGAAAACUCUCUUUACUACAAUAGAGAACGUCGCAAAGCUAUAAAUAAGCUACUAACUUUGCUUCAGGGAUGGCUCGAGUAAAAAUGACAUUCCCACAUAUUUGUUGUUCAUUUGUUGCCUACAAACCUACACCUCAUGACACGACUGAUAUGUAAUGUAUAUUUACGAUCUUUUUCCUCUUCUUCGUCAGAAUAUUAUUUUCAAAGGCAUAUAACUGUUUCAUAAUAGUAUGAAUUUACCCUACCGUUGUUUAAAACGUGCGUUUACCACCCUAGGGAUUAUGUCGAUAGUAUAAUCAUUAACUAGGUUAGUAACAUGUUGAUAUCCUAAUAGUGUUAAUUACGUAUACCUGACCCGUUGGUGGCG
Molecule: messenger RNA, 2768 nt
Organism: Branchiostoma belcheri (Belcher's lancelet)
Lineage: Eukaryota; Metazoa; Chordata; Leptocardii; Amphioxiformes; Branchiostomatidae
Product: gamma-aminobutyric acid receptor subunit beta-3-like
Exons: 9
Coding region: 113-1810 (565 amino acids)
Biological process (GO): signal transduction; regulation of membrane potential; monoatomic ion transmembrane transport
Cellular component (GO): neuron projection; membrane; synapse
Molecular function (GO): extracellular ligand-gated monoatomic ion channel activity; GABA-A receptor activity; neurotransmitter receptor activity
Source: RefSeq, a predicted model, not a curated record